Molecule: messenger RNA, 555 nt
Organism: Aspergillus saccharolyticus JOP 1030-1
Lineage: Eukaryota; Fungi; Ascomycota; Eurotiomycetes; Eurotiales; Aspergillaceae
Product: Zn(II)2Cys6 transcription factor
Exons: 2
Coding region: 1-555 (184 amino acids)
Biological process (GO): regulation of DNA-templated transcription
Molecular function (GO): zinc ion binding; DNA-binding transcription factor activity, RNA polymerase II-specific
Source: RefSeq, a predicted model, not a curated record
AUGACACGGUCACACAAGGCGCCCCCAAAAUCCCGUCGUGUCCAAUGCGACAAAACCAAAUCCCGCUGCCAACGAUGCGAGCGCGCCCAUCGCCCCUGUAAGGGAUACGCAGCAGCGUCCAGCCAGCCCCAGGAAGUUCCAUUCAACCGGGCGAUCACAGCGUACAGCAUCCCCUUCAAAGUUCCCGGUAGCCAAGCUGACCGCCAACUGCUCCACUUCUACUGCGGUCAAGCCGCCGAGUCGCUCGCCAGCUUCUCCGAUCCGACCCUGUGGACGCGCAUCAUCCUGCAGCGAUGCCACAUCCAGCCCGUCAUCCGCAAUGCGCUCGUCACCCUGAGUGCGCUCUACCAGGAGUACUACCAUAAUAUUCCCCCGGAAGGAGCAGACGCCGGCACUAGCACUGCUUCGCAACGACAGUCCUCGCUGCGGAGCCUGCAGCUGAUCGCCCGCUCCCACCGGCAGCUGCGCAUCCAUCUCUCGUCCCCACAGGCGUCUUACGAAGUCGUCCUGCUCUGCGGGGUGCUCUUCUACGCCUUUGAAUCGCUGAUCGGAUAG